Messenger RNA from Salvia hispanica, 757 nucleotides. RefSeq lists its product as uncharacterized. The record is from RefSeq and is a predicted model, not a curated record. NCBI's taxonomy places the organism in Eukaryota, Viridiplantae, Streptophyta, Magnoliopsida, Lamiales, Lamiaceae.
UCAAAAUCAAACCACCCAAAUUCCUCCAAAAAAUGGCCAUCCCAUUUGCAGAAUUCCCAGAAAACCCCUUGAAUUUUAAAAAAUUCCACAAAAAUCCCAAAAAGCAAAGCUUGGGAAAAGUAAAAAUGAACAAUCCCAAUCUAAAAUCAUUUUGGGCAUUUUUAUCAUCCCUAGUCAUAUACAUAUGUGUGUUCUACACCUUCAACCUUUCACCAUCAACCCUAAUCUACACCACCAAAUUUUGGUUUUUCAUAUCAAACACCCUCAUCCUCAUCGCUGCCGUAGAUUUCGCCGCCUUUUCGUCAGCAAAACGACACGAUUUACUAGACGAAAAACAUGUGCUCAAUUACACAUCACCAAAAAGCAACAUGGAGCGAAUGAUUGUCCAAGGCACUAGUGCCACGUCGCCAAAAAACGGCGCAAUCAUCCCGUUCGAGGAGAGGGCGACGUGGCACAACUCCGAAGAGGGAAAGGCGGUGGUUUUGCAUAGAACAUUGUCGGAGAAACAACAUGAUUGCGAAGAUCAUGGAUUAUUGGAAGAGGAGAGGCUUGAUGAGUUUUCAAGUAUGUCGAAUGAAGAAUUGAAUACAAGAGUUGAGGAAUUUAUUCGACGAUUUAAUAGGCAGAUUAGGCUUCAAGCUGUCAUGAAUCGAAAGAAUUUGGAGAUGAACCAAAUUCAAUAGAUUCUUGUCCAAGUUUUUUUCGUCCCUAAAGUGAGGCUUUUAGAUUCUUGUAAGUAGAUGGAGAGUUAAUAUUA